This is a messenger RNA of Rubroshorea leprosula, 902 nucleotides long. Lineage: Eukaryota; Viridiplantae; Streptophyta; Magnoliopsida; Malvales; Dipterocarpaceae. The record is from the annotation of a GenBank genome assembly.
CGCAGCCCAAACACCACUGCACCGUGCGCACCAUCUCGUCUGCUAUUCUCGUCUCCGUGUGCGUAGAAUGGGGGCCGGCCGUGAAGUGGCGAUAUCGCUGGACGGAGUGAGGGACAAGAACGUGAUGCAGCUUAAGAAGCUCAACACCGCCCUCUUCCCCGUCAGAUACAACGAAAAGUACUACGCCGAUGCUCUCUCUUCCGGCGAACUCACCAAGCUUGCAUAUUACAGUGAUAUCUGUGUUGGAUCUAUUGCUUGCCGCCUGGAGAAGAAGGAAGGUGGGUCUUUCCGUGUUUACAUCAUGACUUUGGGUGUGUUAGCACCAUAUCGUGGGCUAGGAAUUGGCACGAGGCUUUUGAACCAUGUUCUUGAUCUCUGCUCCAAGCAAAACAUAUCAGAGAUUUACUUGCAUGUGCAGACAAAUAAUGAAGAAGCCAUUAGCUUCUAUAAGAAAUUUGAUUUUGAAAUCACAGAGACCAUCAAGAACUACUAUACAAAUAUUGACCCACCCGACUGCUAUGUUCUUUUAAAGACCAUAUUGCAACCUCAACUGAAGAAGUGACAUGUUAAAGCUGUACUCACGCAUAGCUGGAUGCUACUGUCCUGUUAACUGAAUUUUAUGAGUUGAACUUGGAUUAGGAUUAUUGAGGUUACAAGGAUGCUAUGAUGCAUUCAGCUUCUGCAGUAUGUCUAAUUAUUUAAUUGCUUUUUACUUGUUACUCCUUUUUCAUCCGCAUUUUUGAAAAUUGUCACCAGGACCAUGAAUCUUUGAAUAUUUGUCUUGCCAUUCCCGUCCCAAUGGGGCAAUUGCUACAGUUGGAUGAAAUUUUACCCUUCCUUUUGGUCAAGUAGUAUUAUGAUGGUCGCUGCUACUAAUUUUACAAUAUAUGAUUCAUUCUGUC